Grammomys surdaster is the source of this 4933-nucleotide messenger RNA. It is a transcript of the gene Rprd2, whose product is annotated as regulation of nuclear pre-mRNA domain containing 2. Gene Ontology annotation, cellular component: RNA polymerase II, holoenzyme. Gene Ontology annotation, biological process: mRNA 3'-end processing. Lineage: Eukaryota; Metazoa; Chordata; Mammalia; Rodentia; Muridae. The coding region runs from base 578 to 4933 and encodes 1451 amino acids. The record is from RefSeq and is a predicted model, not a curated record. The transcript is spliced from 11 exons. Gene Ontology annotation, molecular function: RNA polymerase II C-terminal domain binding.
GCGCGUGCGCAAUGCUUUAGCUGCUCCAUUGCUGCUAUUGCGUUGCAAAAAAAAAAAAAAAAAAAAAAAAUUCUGACUAGGUCGCUUUGGGCCUUUUCUGUGGUAGAGAAUCUAAAGGAAAAGCUUUCUGCAACCGAAGGGACAGCCGGGUAGUGUUACGUUUUCGGUACCUGGCCUCCCUGGCUCACCGGAGUUUCACCAACGGGAUGAGGGAAGGGCCUUGAGAGUUGAGGACCGUAGAGGAUAAAACCAUUAGUUUUCGGCGCUGGGCGUUUUGAAAGGCGACUCAGGCCCUAUUUUCUACGUAGCUCUCUCCAGACUACUGGUUUAAACACCACCCCCGAACCAUACUGACAAACCUUCGCAGCCCGCAGCCCCUCCUUGCAGCGUGUGGGAGCCGCCAGCGUGCCCAGCAGCUAGCCUGCCUACCUCCAGAAGAGCCUAGCGCGUGCACCAUCCCCACCCCCUGGCCUCCCUCCCCUCCUGCUGCUUUCACGCACUCGCAGUGAUUGUUUUGCCCGCUCCCGCCGCCGCCGCCGCCGCCAGAGGACCAGCGGCGCUUGUGCAAACCGGGAAGAUGGCGGCCGGCGGCGGCGGAGGCAGCAGUAAGGCCUCCUCCUCGUCGGCCUCGUCCGCAGGAGCCCUGGAGUCUUCGUUGGAUCGAAAAUUCCAGUCGGUGACCAACACCAUGGAAUCCAUUCAAGGCUUGUCGUCUUGGUGUAUAGAAAACAAGAAACACCACAGUACAAUCGUCUACCAUUGGAUGAAGUGGCUCCGGAGAUCUACAUAUCCUCACCGUUUGAAUCUCUUUUAUCUUGCCAAUGAUGUCAUACAGAAUUGUAAAAGGAAAAAUGCAAUCAUAUUCCGUGAGUCAUUUGCUGAUGUGCUUCCUGAAGCGGCUGCUCUAGUGAAGGAUCCAUCUGUCUCUAAGUCUAUAGAACGAAUCUUCAAAAUCUGGGAAGAUCGAAAUGUGUACCCAGAAGACAUGAUUGUGGCAUUGAGAGAAGCUUUAAGUACCACUUUCAAAACUCAGAAGCAGCUGAAAGAAAAUCUGAACAAACAACCGAAUAAGCAGUGGAAGAAAUCACAAACAUCCACGAAUCCAAAAGCUGCUCUCAAAUCUAAGAUUGUUGCUGAGUUUCGAUCUCAGGCCCUCAUUGAAGAAUUGUUGAUGUACAAACGCUCAGAAGAUCAGAUUGAACUGAAGGAGAAACAGUUGUCAACUAUGAGAGUGGAUGUCUGCAGCACAGAAACUCUCAAGUGUUUAAAAGAUAAAACAGGUGGGAAGAAGUUCUCCAAAGAAUUUGAGGAAGCAAGUUCCAAGCUAGAGGAAUUUGUGAAUGGAUUAGAUAAACAGGUGAAAAAUGGGCCCUCACUAACAGAAGCAUUAGAGAACGCUGGAAUUUUCUAUGAAGCACAGUACAAGGAAGUGAAAGUGGUAGCUAACGCUUAUAAAACCUUCGCUAACCGAGUAAACAACUUAAAGAAGAAGUUGGAUCAAUUGAAGUCAACCCUUCCUGAUCCUGAGGAAUCACCAGUCCCCUCUCCAAGUAUGGAUGCUCCUUCCCCAACUGGUUCUGAGUCUCCAUUUCAGGGGAUGGGAGGUGAAGAGUCUCAGUCACCAACCAUGGAGAGUGACAAAUCUGCCACCCCUGAGCCUGUGACAGAUAACCGUGAUGUGGAAGACAUGGAACUCUCAGAUGUGGAAGAUGAUGGGUCAAAAAUCAUUGUGGAAGACAGGAAAGAAAAACCUAUGGAGAAACCAGCUGUGUCCACUGGUGUGCCCACCAAAUCAACAGAAAGUGUCGCAAAAGCCUCACCGUGUGCCCCGCCGUCUGUGCCCACGACAGCAGCUCCAUCUCUCCCAAAGCCUCUGAACACCUCACUUCUGUCCCCUCCCCCAACUUUGGUUCUGCCGAACCUGGCAAAUGUGGAUCUGGCUAAGAUCAGUUCCAUUCUUAGCAGCCUAACAUCGGUCAUGAAAAAUACGGGGGUCAGUUCUGCAUCAAGACCUUCUCCAGGAACUCCUACCAGUCCCAGCAACCUCAGCAGUGGCCUGAAAACACCUGCACCUGCCACAACACCAUCUCACAACCCUCUGGCAAAUAUCCUGUCAAAGGUGGAGAUCACCCCAGAGAGCAUUCUCUCUGCUCUUUCUAAAACCCAGACACAGUCAGCCCCUGCACUCCAAGGCUUGUCAUCUUUACUUCAGAGUGUUACUGGGAACCCCGUGCCAGCCAGUGAAGCUACUUCCCAGAGCACUACAGCCUCCCCUGCCAGCUCCACAGGCUCUGCCGUAAAGGGGAGAAAUCUGCUCUCCAAUACCCAGUCAUUUAUUUCCAAAAGCUUCAACUAUUCUCCUAAUUCUUCAACUGCUGAAGUCUCUUCGACUUCAGCAAGCAAGGUGUCAGUUGGGCAGAGCCCAGUGCUCCCAAGCACUGCCUUUAAACUACCAUCCAGUUCUUUAGGAUUUGCAGGUACCCACAGUACUAGCCCUGCUGCCCCACCUACUGAAGUUGCCAUGUGCCAAUCCUCAGAGGUCUCCAAGCCAAAGCCAGAAUCAGAGUCCACUUCUCCAAGCCUGGAAAUGAAGAUCCACAACUUCUUAAAAGGUAAUCCUGGUUUCAGUGGCUUAAACUUAAAUAUCCCAAUCCUGAGCAGCUUGGGAACCAGUGCCCCGUCAGAGGGCCAUUCCUCGGAUUUCCAGCGAGGUCCUACUAGCACUUCAGUUGACAGCAUCGAUGGAACUCCUGUUCGGGAUGAACGGAGUGGGACACCCACCCAGGAUGAGAUGAUGGAUAAGCCCACAUCCAGCAGUGUAGACACAAUGUCCCUGCUGUCUAAGAUCAUCAGCCCUGGUUCCUCAACACCCAGCAGUACAAGAUCACCACCUCCUGGAAGAGAUGAAAGCUACCCCCAAGAGCUCCCCAAUUCUGUGUCUACAUAUCGACCCUUUGGUCUAGGCAGUGACUCUCCCUAUAAGCAGCCUUCUGGUGGAGUUGAGAGGCCGUCAUCACUGAUGGACUCUUCACAGGAAAAGCUCUUCCCAGAUACUUCCUUCCAGGAAGAUGAGGACUACCGAGAUUUUGAAUAUUCAGGGCCUCCACCAUCUGCCAUGAUGAACCUAGAGAAGAAACCAGCCAAAUCCAUCCUGAAGUCAAGCAAGCUUUCUGAUGCCUCUGAGUACCAGCCAAUCCUGUCUAGUUACAACCACAGGGCCCAAGAGUUUGGGGUCAAGUCUGCCUUCCCUCCAUCUGUAAGGGCCCUCCUGGACUCUAGUGAGAACCGUGACCGCCUUUCAUCUCCUCCUGGGCUAUUUGGCGCCUUCAACAUAAGAGGGAAUGAACCUGGGUCUGAGCGGUCACCAUCACCAAGUAAAAAUGAUUCGUUUUUCACCCCUGACUCCAACCACAGUGGCUUGACUCAGCCUACUGCUGGGCAUCUCGCUUUGCCACAGACUCAGUACCCAGACUCUCCUCACUCAGUCCCACAUCGUUCCGUUUUCUCUUCACAGAAUACCCUUGCCGCUCCAGCGGGCCACCCACCCACAUCAGGCGUGGAAAAAGUCCUGGCCUCUACGAUUUCCACCACAUCGACGAUUGAGUUUAAGAAUAUGCUUAAAAACGCCUCACGCAAGCCCUCAGAUGAUAAGCAUUUUGGCCAGACCCCCAACAAGGGUCCUUCAAGUGAUGGUGUCGGCCUGUCAAACCUCACCCAGCCCAGCUUGCCCACCACUGACCAGCAACAGGAAGAACACUAUCGAAUAGAAACUCGUGUUUCCUCCUCCUGUUUAGACUUGCCUGACAGCACAGAAGAAAAGGGGGCCCCUAUAGAAACUCUAGGUUAUCAUAACGCAGCUAAUAGGAGGAUGUCAGGAGAGCCGAUACAGACCGUAGAGUCUGUACGAGUUCCUGGGAAGGGAAAUAGAGGACAUGGGCGUGAGGUUUCAAGAGUGGGUUGGUUUGAUCUGAGCACACCAGGCAGCUCUUUUGACAAUGGUCCCUCAAGUGCCUCUGAAUUGGCAUCCCUUGGGGGUGGGGGCAGCGGAGGCCUCACUGGCUUUAAGACAACGCCAUACAAGGAACGGGCACCCCAGUUUCAGGAGAGUGUCACCAGCUUUCGUUCCAACAGUUUCAACUCAACAUUUGAGCAUCAUCUCCCCCCAUCCCCCUUGGAACAUGGGACACCCUUCCAGAGAGAGCCAGUGGGGCCAUCAUCUGCCCCACCUGCCCCUCCUAAGGAUCAUGGUGGUAUCUUCUCUCGAGAGGCACCCACUCAUCUGCCCUCUGUGGAUCUUUCGAACCCCUUUACAAAGGAGGCAUCUCUGGCCCAUGCUGGCCCACCACCUCCUCCUGGAGAGCACAGCGGAGUUCCUUUCCCUCCACCACCCCCUCCUCCACCCCCUGGGGAACUUAGCAGUGGAGGGACUGGUGUCCCCUUUGCUACUCCACCCCCUCCUCCACCCCCUGUUGAUCACUCUGGGGUUGUACCUUUCCCAACUCCACCACUGCCAGAGCAUGGAGUGACUGGGGCUGUGGCAGUUUUUCCCAAGGACCAUAGUUCCCUCCUUCAAGGGACCAUGGCUGAGCAUUUUGGGGUCCUCACAGGACCCAGGGACCUCAAUGGCCCUGGUCUUAGCCGUGCACGAGAGAGCCUGAGCCUGCCUUCCCACCCUCUGGAGCACCUGGGCCCAGCCCUUGGAGGAGGUGGGGGAGGCAACACCAGCAGCAGUGGCCUUCCCUUGGGUCCCGCACACAGAGACGCCAUCGGCCGGAGUGGUAUGAUUUUACGGAGUCCCCGGCCAGACUUUCGGCCUAGGGAAGCUUUUCUCGGCAGAGACCCAUUCCACAGUUUAAAGAGACCCAGGCCACCUUUUGUUAGGGGCCCUCCGUUCUUUGCACCAAAACGCCCAUUCUUCCCUCCCAGGUACUGA